AUGAAAUUUGGUAAAGAUUUGGAGUCCCGUCAGCUAGCGUUGCCAGAGUAUAAUGGCCAUUUUAUCGACUACAAGGGUUUGAAAAAACUGAUUAAACAUCUGUCGGGUCCGCCACUGCCGCCCACGGUGGAGGGCGCCGAAAUGGACCAGUCUAACGUGUACCAGGUGCUGCAGGAACACAAGGCGUCGUUCUUCUUUAAGGUCGAGCGCGAGCUAGAAAAAGUCAACGGGUACUAUCUCGAAAAAGAGGCCGAUUUGCGCGUGAAAUUCGAGCUUUUGAGUUCGCGCUACCAGGACUGUGUCAAACGCGGGAAACUGUCGUCCAAGACCACGGUUGCUUACAAGCAGCUACGUGACGGUGCCAAAAAAUUCGAACGCGAUCUUUCGCAUCUGGAGCAGUUUGUAGAGCUUAACCGCACCGGGUUCUCUAAAGUACUCAAAAAAUGGGACAAACGAUCCCAUUCACACACUAAAGACUUUUAUCUGGCAACCGUGGUGUCUGUGCAACCGAUUUUCACACGCAACGAGGCUUCGGACCUCAACGAUCAGGUUUCCGCGGUUUUACUGGAACUCAACGCCAUCAGCACCCAAGAGGAUCCUCUCGCGUACUCGGCACUCUUCGCGUCGCGCUCAUACCCGAAACUCUCGGACCUGGGGGUCACCAGCUCCGCCUCUCGCAUUUCCUCUACUAAUCCGCUUCCAGUGCCCAACACCGGAAGCAUGAAAACAGGUUUCCGAGCAGAAACUCUUGACAUCAGCUUGGAUAUCGAGACCUGGUACUUGGAAGCACAAAACAUCGCCAAGUUGAAAGACGAAGAACCGCGCGUGCGACUCCUGCGCAAAUGUGCUGCUGAAAAAAUACCGAAGUUCAUUGAAGAAAACGUACCGAGAAGCCGUAUUGACAAGGACUUGAUCCUCAGAGAUGCACUGACAAAGGUUUUCCUGCUGCUUGUCAGUAGCUCAAUCGAUGAUGAUUCACUAAGCGUAUUUUUAAAGGCUGCUGCUCCCCACAUUGACUUUUCUUACGCUGAAGAAGACGAAGCUGUCUUUUCAAAGCGAAACAUCCUUCAUGAGGCAGCCAGCUGCGAAGUGCAUGCUAGAAAGUUCGUGCUUCAAGAAGCAAUCGAACAAUGCCGCGAUUCAAUCUUACCCCAAGAAGUUCUACGCAAACUGCUAAAUUCUCAAGAUGCCAACGGUCGUACUCCUUUGCAUUACGCUUGUGAACUGGAAAAAAAGGAGUUCGUUGAACUGUUGAUCAACUCUCUGUUGCUGGACACGGUGGACGUGGUCGACAAUGACUCUAAGACUCCAUUGGUCCUUGCAGUGAGUAGAAACUGCAAUGAGAUAACAGAACUUUUGUUAUUAAACACUCACGCCGACUCGUCAUCAAUAGUAGCGGACUCUAAAAAGCCUCAAUUCAAUCCGCUCAAUGUGGCAUGUGCUUAUAAAAACUAUGAAGCUGCAAAACUGAUUCUCAAGCUCAGUAACGUCGAUCCUACAGCCGUGCGCGAUACACAAGGCCGGUGUUCCUUACACAUUGUUGCGAAAACUGGUGGAGAUUCUCGAAUGAUAGAACUAUUGAUUUCUCACGGCGCAGAUCCCAAUGGUGUUGAUGGCUUCAACGGAUGGACCCCCAUCUUUUAUGCAAUCCAGGAAGGUCACCGCGAGACCGUGGCAGAACUGUUAGGAUAUGGCGCUCGCCUUGACGUCAAGGAUGAUGAUAAUCUCUCGCCCUACUUCUACGCUCUUUGGGAAGGUCACCUAAGUGUUAUCAACCUUCUUAAAGACCAUCUUAUCUCUAAUCUCGCCACUCCGGAUUCAAUUACCGGCCUCAUGAGGUCGACACUGGAGCCGGUCGAUGUUUUAAGCCUGGAAGAUUCUUUACAUGGAAUUCCGGACUUUGCUUUGCCGCCUCCUAUCAUCCCGUUACGCAAGUAUGGCCAUAACUUUUUGGAGAGGAAGAUUUUUGUCAAAAUAAGUUUCCUCCCAGGUACAUCUUCCAUCGUGCUUAACAAAGAAGAUGAAAUGGUUUUGUCAUCCCCCGGCCGCGUGACGCUCACUUCAAACAUCUCCAACAUAAUUCCCAGGAACAUCGUUUUACCGACCAAGGACGACGAAGAGAACUUUGUUGUAUUCCAAGUUGAUUCUUUUGACAAGUUCUCGAUCGACUUCGAAAUUUUCCCCUCCUUUGGUACUCGUAUGAUUGCCAAGACCACUGCUCUCUCAACCUUAUUCAAGAAAUUUCAAAGCAGUCCGUUGGACAAGGGCAACUUCGUACUGCCGUUAUUUGAUGCUCGUUUGAAAAACGUCGGUGAAUUGAGACUAAAUUAUAGACUUGUCUUUCCCUACAGCGGAAGACCCCUGGAAAUUACAAAGUAUGAGACUUACUGGAAGUCAACAAGCGGAAAUGAGCCUGGAAAGAAUGGAAACCAAUUUAUUACGUCGUCUUCCUUAUCCGGCCGGUACAUCAACUUUUUUGUCACGACCUUAAAUGAUGGCACGCUCAUUGUGACUCCUAAUAAGACGAUUACAGUUGGCCCAAUGAAAUUAAGACUGUUAGAUUUGAAUGCCAACCAGUUGGAGAGCUUGGUUGGUUACUCUUUAGAUGGUCGGGGUGAAGCUUCCGAGCCUCUAACUUUCGAGCUGCUACUCACCGAACGCUUCACCACCUUGAAGUCUCUUCUAGAAAAGGUACCGCAAAACUCCAAUUUAGAAAUAGAGGUUUGUUUUCCCACGGAGUGUGAAUUGAAAAGCAUUCCUCUCAAAUUAUCCACUCAUAUCAACAUCAACAGCUAUAUCGACAACAUUUUGACAUCUCUGUUCAGUCACGUCCGUCAAAGAUUCCACGAAGGACUUACGUCGUCAGUUGUGUUCACCUCGCGAAACCCUGACGUUUGCUCGAUCCUGAAUUGGAAGCAGCCAAAUUUCCCCGUUAUUUUCUAUAUGAAUGGCUUGAGAAAAGAAAAUGGGGUCUUGGUCAAGGACACUCCUCAUCAUUUAUCAGGAUUGUCACUUACUCCUGAAACUGUCGAUUUCAGGGAUUCGUGCUCUCGAAGCGUUCGCGAAGUCGUUCAGUUUGCAGCGUACAAUAACCUAUUGGGAGUUAUUGUCCCACUAGAAUUGUUGCGUGCCAGUCAGCAACUAAUUCGCGAAAUCAGGGCACGCGGACUGUUGCUGAUCGGUUCGUUUUUUGAAGGAGACGAAGGAACCGCCAUUGAUUUUGUCGAAGACGACAUCAACGGUCUAAGGGCGCGAGACUUUUUGGAUUUCAAGGGAAGCAUUGAAAUGUAG
This is a messenger RNA of Lachancea meyersii CBS 8951, 3291 nucleotides long. Lineage: Eukaryota; Fungi; Ascomycota; Saccharomycetes; Saccharomycetales; Saccharomycetaceae. The record is from the annotation of a GenBank genome assembly.